UCAUCCGGCAAGAUGGCGCUCUCGCUUUGUCUGCCCUGAUCAGCAAGAAAACAGUAUUUACCCUACCAUCACAUAAAACGGAACGGGUUGCAUGCAUUAAACACCUUUCCACGCGGCGACAAGCUGGCACAACUUAUCACAGACCUGCGCGUGAAGUGACCGCCGAGAUCUUAAGGAAAUAACAUGGACUGAUGGCUUCAGAAGAAUAUACCAUUGAUUAACAACCUCGGAGGAAGGGCAGACGGUCCAGUAAGCUGAACACACUAGUGACUAAACUUCAUGAGUUCUUGGGUCAAUCUCCAGAGAACGAAAGCUUUGAAUCACAAGUUGAUGAGACUUCCAGAGGUAAAAUGGCCACCAAUGACUUAAACAUCCCGGAUGACACAAUGAAUGAGCCUGGUUGCUCCUCAGAAAUGACUAAGCCCUCAUCUUCACGCUCAAAAAGAAAACCUUCUAUUGUGACCAAGCACACAGCCAUCAAUGACUCUGAGUGUGCUAAUGAAAGUGGAGGUGAACAUUGCAUGGCAGAUGACAGCACACAGAGUAGUUUGGAUAUCAGUAAGCUUCCACAAGGCACAGUGAUGGUGAAGCCAGAACCAGUUGCUAAUGAAACUAAAGAUGAAUUCAGAGGUCCGGAAUUCCGUAGCAGAAAAUCAAAUAAAAACAAAGAGGAAGGUACACGGAAACGUCCUGAUGAGCACCUCAAGGAUAUUUUUAAUUGCACAGCAUGUGGACAGCAAGUGAAUCAUUUUCAGAGAGAUUCCAUCUUCCAGCAUCCUGCACUGCAUGUUCUGAUCUGCAAGUCAUGUUUCAAAUAUUACAUGAGUGAUGAUAUCAGCAAGGAUGAAGAUGGCAUGGAUGAACAGUGCAGGUGGUGUGCAGAGGGAGGCAAUCUGAUUUGCUGUGACUACUGCAGCAAUGCCUUCUGCAAGACAUGCAUUCUACGCAACCUUGGACGAAAAGAACUGUCUGAAAUUAUGAAUGAGGAAAGCAAAUGGCACUGCUACGUCUGCAGCCCAGAGCCCCUGCAGGACUUGGUUAAAACCUGUGAGAAAGUUUUGCUUAAUCUUGAAUCAUCUUCUAGAAAGCCCAGGGGAGACAACGACAAAUCAAAACGUGAAAAUCGCAAACACAAGCAUGGCAAACGUGAACGAACGGCUGUAAAUGGACAGGAUCAUUCCUCUGACGGAGCAGGCUCUUUAGCCUUUUCCUAUAAGACGAUGACCGUUCCGAAGGAGUUAGUCAAAAAGGCCAAAAAACUUAUCGAGACUACUAACGGAUUGAAUCGUACUUUUGUACAGUUCCUCCAACAGACGUCAACAGGCCACGAAGUUAGUGCAGUAAGUUACAGACACUUAAAGGCCUUCAGAUCAGUUUUGGCUGAUCUGAGGAAGGCCCACACAGCUUUGGAGGAGUCGCUAGAAAUGGAAUUUGAAUCUAAAGGCCUCAAGUUUCAGAAUGGAGAGGAGCAAAGACAACCUGACAGUCAGACUGCGGAUAAUACAGCCAUCAACUCACACCACAAUGACAAUCUCAGUGGCAGGGAAGACUGUUUUGAUUGCACUUCUGAGGACUUAAAUCCUCUGGUAGAAGAGGAUACCCAAGAGGACAGUAAUUCAGCUGAUAUUGAAAUGAAGGAGAGCCUUCCUCCCUCACCGGACAAAACUCAGGACCAGUCGGGAGAAAGUGAAGCCAAAGAGCAGGAUAUAGCCGAUAUUCCUGACAAUGAGGAUAUCUCCAUGCCAGUUAGUGAAGCUUCUCUUGAUAAAGAUAUUGUGUCUAUACCGCCUUCUGUCCCGGAGGAACUCUUCGAGAUGGUUGAGAGUCUUGCUGUCAAGAAAGAAGACGAAAGCAACUCUACCGAACCCAGCGAUGGGAAGUCGACAUCCGAUACCGAGGUUGUAGAGUCUAGUAAGAGUUUUGCUAAACUGGGUAAAAAGCUUGUAGUCAAGCUGACACCGGUUCCUCUUAAAAUUACCAUAAAGCGAGAUAAAAGCAAAGAAAUGUCACCCUCAGAAGAUGUGGAUGGUGACAUAUCGCCAAAGGAGGGUCUGGAUAGUAGACGCUCCCCCAGGAUGAAGACCACUCCCUUACGCAAGUCGCCGGAGGCAAAAAGGAAACGUAAAUCGAGGUUGUCGGUGGCAAAAGAAGAGAGCAGCAACCCAGAAGAGGAGCAGUGUGAUUCCGACUCGGAUGAAGUUCCUGCAAUCCUUCAGACAGCUGGUUUGAAGGCCAGCUCAGCUGAAAGUGAGCCAGAAAACAGUGGGAAUGCUUCAGGCAAAAGCAGCAAGAAGAAGAGGUCAGCUUCCCGCUCUUCUGAGAAACCAGCCAAGCGUAAACUCAACGAGGUCUCCUCGGAUUCAGAACAGAGUGACAAGUCCUCAAAAGCAAAGAAAAGGAACAGCAAAAAAAAGAAGGCGAGGGAGUCGGACUCCUCAAACCACGACUCCGAUCUCGAGAAGCAGAUAAAGAACCUGAGCAAGCUUGGUGGUGGGAAGAAAACGUCCAAAGGUGUCAAAAAGGAAGAGAACGAAUGCAGUAAAGAGGGCCAGAAAGGCCCUAAAAAGUCAUUUGAAGGGGUGCGCAAGUCACAAAAAGAAAAGGCAAAAACGAAGGACGAGUCUUCCUCCAGUGAUGAAGAGGAGGAGGAGCAGGCUGCCAACUCUGGAGAAGACAGUGAUCAGCAGAAGAUCAAACCUAUACUUGAGUCAGUUAUGGCUAGUAUUGAUGGUUUUCAUCAGUCAUCAGGUGAUGAGGUUGAAUUAAAGGCUGAGUCCUCACAGAUGGUGGAUGAUGAUGAUGACCCUGAGAAUAGAAUUGCCAAAAGGAUGCUGCUCGCUCAGAUUAAAGCCAACUAUUCAUCUGGAGCCGAGAGUUCAUCAGAUGAUGAAAAUACUGACAAAGAGGAGGAAAAGCCAAAGAAAGGAAAGGAUGAUUCCAAGGAGCAAGAUGGAAAUGAGGAAGAUGAGGAAACGUCAGACUCCGGCUCAGAUGUUGAUGUGAAGAAGGGUGGACGUAGGCACCGUUUGUUGCGUAAGAAGCUGACUCUAAGUGAGGGUGACUCGGACGACGAGACACCUGUCAAGACCAAGAAAGAAACUAAGAAGAAAGGGAGACGAAAAGUGUCCAGUGACGACUCGGCAGACUCUGACUUCAAGCAGUCUGGCUCGUCCUCUAGUGAUUCUUCAGCACUCAGUGAGGCUGUGAGUGCAGAUGAGGAUGAAGACAAGAGCAAUAAACGCAAAACUCGAUCGGCCAAAAAAGCCAGCAAGGACAAAGAGAGGAGUUACCAGAAAGAAAAGAAAAAACGACGGCGUAUUAAGGUUCAGGACUCAUCGUCCAGUGGCAAGAGUGGUGGGGAAGGUGAUGGAGAUGGGGAAGACGACGAUGAAAACGGAACACCCAAAAAUCGCAAGAAGAUACGCAAAAUUAUUAAAGAUGAGAAACUGCGGACAGAGACCAGAGAUGCCCUGAAGGAAGAGGAGGAGAGGAGGAAACGUAUCGCUGAGAGGGAGCAGUUAAGACAGAAACUACGAGAGACCAUUGUGUUAGACCAGGAAUCCUCACAGGUCACCUGUCCCAUCACAACAAAGCUCGUGCUCGAUGAAGAUGAAGAGACCAAGGAGCCACUGUUGCAGGUUCACAGGAACCUGGUGACCAAACUUAAACCCCAUCAGGUGGAUGGUGUGCAGUUCAUGUGGGACUGCUGCUGCGAGUCAGUGGCCAAGGUAGGGAAGUCAUCUGGCUCUGGCUGCAUUCUUGCCCAUUGCAUGGGUCUGGGGAAAACCCUCCAGGUGGUGGUGUUUCUCCACACUGUGCUGCUCUGUGAGAAGCUGAACUUCUCCACGGCUCUGGUGGUGUGUCCGCUCAACACUGUGCUCAACUGGCUCAAUGAGUUUGAAAAGUGGCAGGAAGGCCUGAAGGACGAGGAGAGUUUAGAGGUGACAGAACUGGCCACUGUAAAGAGACCUCAAGAGAGAGCGUACGCUUUACAGCGCUGGCAGGAAGACGGUGGCGUCAUGAUCAUUGGCUAUGAGAUGUACCGUAACCUCACGCAAGGCCGAAACAUCAAGAGCAAGAAGCUGAAAGAAAUCUUUCAGAAAACUCUAGUGGAUCCAGGUCCAGAUUUUGUGAUUUGUGAUGAGGGUCACGUGUUGAAGAACGAAGCGUCUGCUGUUUCCAAAGCCAUGAACUCCAUUAGGACGCGACGGCGAGUGAUCCUGACAGGAACUCCUCUGCAGAACAACCUCAUAGAGUAUCAUUGUAUGGUGAACUUCAUCAAGGAGAAUCUGCUAGGUUCUGUGAAGGAGUUCAGAAACCGCUUCAUCAACCCCAUCCAGAACGGCCAGUGUGCUGACUCCACGCUCACUGAUGUCCGUGUCAUGAAGAAACGUGCACACAUCCUUUACGAGAUGCUGGCAGGAUGUGUCCAAAGAAGGGACUACACUGCCCUUACAAAAUUCCUGCCUCCCAAACACGAGUAUGUGUUAGCAAUACGGUUAACGCCCAUUCAGUGCAAGCUUUAUCGAUACUAUCUAGAGCACUUUACAGGUGUGGGUUCUGCAUUGGAGGGUGGAAGAGGCCGUGCGGGGACCAAACUCUUCCAGGAUUUCCAGAUGCUCAGCAGAAUCUGGACCCAUCCAUGGUGCCUCCAGCUGGACUAUAUCAGUAAAGAAAAUAAGGGAUACUUCGAUGAGGACAGUAUGGAGGAGUUCAUUGCCUCAGAAACGGAGGAGUCUUCUAUGAGUUUGACCUCUGAAGAUGAGAAGCCCAAAAGGAAGAAGAAACGAGGCAAAGGAAAAAAGCAGAAUUCAGACAAGUCUGACAGUGAUGACCUGGAGGUGAUCAAAGAGUGGAACACCAGCUCUCGAGGAGGAAAUCCUGAGGGGAGGAACCGAGCAGAACCUGUGGAGGAUGUUCGGCCCACAUCAAGCUCGGGUCCUGGCAGCCCGCCACCAGACUGGUAUAAAGAGUUUGUGACUGAGGCUGAUUCUGAGGUUCUGGAGCAUUCUGCAAAAAUUUUGCUUCUGUUUGAGGUCCUCCGCAUGGCUGAGGCCGUGGAAGAAAAAGUGUUGGUGUUCAGUCAGUCUCUCAUUUCUCUGGACCUCAUUGAGGAUUUUCUGGAGUUGGCAGGCCGCGCCAAAGAGGAAGGGAAACCUUCGCCAUACAAAGGUGAAGGCAAGUGGUUCCGAAAUAUUGACUACUACCGUCUGGAUGGUUCCACCAAUGCCGUGACCAGGAAGAAAUGGGCAGAAGAGUUCAAUGACACCAGUAAUGUUCGGGGUCGAUUGUUUCUCAUCUCAACCAGAGCUGGUUCUCUUGGGAUCAACUUGGUGGCUGCGAACAGGGUCAUAAUUUUCGAUGCCUCGUGGAACCCGUCCUACGACAUUCAGAGUAUUUUCAGGGUCUAUCGCUUUGGUCAAGUGAAGACUGUGUUUGUCUACAGGUUUUUGGCUCAGGGAACCAUGGAGGAGAAGAUCUAUGACCGACAGGUCACCAAACAGUCGCUGUCUUUCCGAGUCGUAGACCAGCAGCAAAUUGAACGUCACUUUACGAUGAACGAACUGACAGAGCUCUACACGUUUGAGCCCGACCAGCUAGAUGAUCCCUCUGAGAAGAAGAGCAAGAGGGCCACUCCCAUGCUGCCCAAGGAUCCUGUCUUGGCCGAAUUGCUGCAUAGUUUCAAAGAUCAGAUCGUUGGCUACCACGAGCACGACUCCUUGCUGGACCACAAGGAGGAAGAGGCACUGAGUGAGGAAGAUCGCAAAGCGGCCUGGGCUGAAUACGAGGCGGAGAAGAAGGGUCUGUCCAUGCGUUUCAACCAGGCGUCGUAUUCUCAAAUGGGCAUGGGAACGGGACUGAGCACCUACUUCCCCUUCAACGUGGCUGCCUUGGCCUCAAUGUCCAACCAACAGCUGGAGGAUUUGAUUAAUCAGGGCAGGCAGAAGGUGUUGGAGGCCACCAGCGCUCUGAAGUUGGUGCCCAGGGAGCCUCUGGAGGACAUCGUCGCACAGGUGUGGAAGGAGAACCCGAGUCUACCGGAGGCCCAGGUUCAGUCCAUGGCUCUUGGGAGGCAAGCCGGCUAUGAGCUGGAAAUCAGUCACAGGGAGGCCAUUUACCGUGAUGUCCUCAGCAAGCAACAAACUCUGAUGAUGUAUGUGCAGAAGGUGAUCGCCAACCGUAAGGUUCAGGAGCAGCAGCUGGCGAUGGCGAGACAGGGUCUACUGCUGAACCAGCUGGCCAUGCAGAACAGCCUUGGAGCUCCGAUGAAUCAGAUGGAGCUGCUAGGGUUGUACCAGCAGCUUGGGGCGCUCCAAGGCCUCCCCUCCUCUCAGCUGGGCAAGAGCCCUGGCCCAUCUAAGGGCCUUUAGAUGCCUCCUCUUGGCCUACUGCCCUCCGGUGUUCCCACGGCUGGACUGAGAUUGCCAGAACACCUGCAAGAGGGGAUCCUGGGACUUUGUCAAAGGGGAUUUUGGCAGUGCAGUUUGUGUAUAUAGCCUUAAUGUUAUUCAAGUUUAAUUCUUCUUUUAUUCUUUCUCACGUAUUUAAGAUUAAAGAAGAUAUUCUCCCCAAAUGCUUUUAGGCAUUGCUGGUUUUUUCCCCUUGAAUAAGGGCUGUGCAUAUAUAAAUAAUUAUAGAGCAAGGAAAACAGCGUGAUUGAAGAGGGACCAUAGUGUUACUCCAUAGACAUUUCUGUUCUAUAACUGUUGUGAAGAUUUCGCCCCAGUAAAUACUCUCUGCUUUAAAAGUAGUGGAUUGUCAACGGUGCUGUGAUAGCCAGUGCUCCAGAGACACUGCGAUGGACACCUUAAAAACGUAACGUCAAGUUAAAAGGCCUUAUAUCAUGCAGCUAGAUCUCUUCUGACGUUUUAAAACCCCUUUUCUAUUCUGCUUUUAGGUAUUUAAACUCAUUGCUAUACAUGUUAUGGAAUGUCUGUGUUGUUAAAACUGCUUGCUGAAUUCCUCUGGACUUUUGUAUCAUCACAUUUCUCAUUGUAGUAUUGCCUAGCAUAUUGUUGUGAGUACUGUUUAUUUUUUUCUGGUACUUUUUCAUUUGUUUCCUCACUCGCGUUGGGUUUGCAUCUGAGCUGGUGUUAACUACAGGAGUUAGGUACAUGUUUGUGCGGUUUAACUGAGGUUCAACCUGUUCUAAUCUGAUAAUGCUAACACUUUACUUAUCAGAUUUGUGCUUGGGUUGUAUGUAUUGUUCAAUUAUUUGGCACAUCUCUUUGGAUGCUAAACUUGAUGUUUUUCAUUGGCAACCAUUUGCUCUCCACAGGGUGACUUUCGGAAAAGUACAGGAACUUUUUUUCCCUCCUGAAAAUGUUUUUAUGUUACCUUAUACACCAAUUACUUCUGCCAUUAAUACAUUCUGCUACUUAGUAUUUAAUAUCACAUUUAAAUAAAGUGACCAAAAGGAUCAGUUACA
Molecule: messenger RNA, 7429 nt
Organism: Myxocyprinus asiaticus (Chinese sucker)
Lineage: Eukaryota; Metazoa; Chordata; Actinopteri; Cypriniformes; Catostomidae
Product: transcriptional regulator ATRX-like
Exons: 36
Coding region: 351-6371 (2006 amino acids)
Cellular component (GO): nucleus
Molecular function (GO): ATP-dependent chromatin remodeler activity; ATP binding; ATP hydrolysis activity
Source: RefSeq, a predicted model, not a curated record